AAUGGCAACCCAAUUUGACAUGUUGUGCGAUGUUCUUCCUGGGCAUAAUUCAUGGAAGUUCAAAGUUCGUGUCCUCCGUAUGUGGGCAAUUUCUUCUUUUAUGAAGCCUAAUGAGUUGAACUCUAUGGAAAUGGUGCUGAUAGAUGAGAAGGGAGGUAAGAUUCAUGCCUUGAUAAGGAAAGAAUUGGUUUACCUAUUCCAGAAUAAAUUAAAGGAAGGGGAAGUUUAUAAGCUAUCAAACUUUGAUGUUGUUCCAGUCGUUGGAUUUUAUCGUACAACUCUGCAUCCUUACAAAUUGAUUUUUCGAUCGAAUACCAAAGUUCAGAAUUUUGCGAGUUCUGAUAUUCCUAUUUUGGGAUUUUCUUUCACCGAUCUUGCUGAAGUGGCUAGCUACUCUGUUAACUAUGAUUACCUAAUAGGUAAUUUUGAUUUGAAGAACCUUACAAAUUUUGUAAUUUUCAUCGAUUAAUGGUCAUUGUGUAUCAAGUUAUUUGUUUCUUA
Molecule: messenger RNA, 501 nt
Organism: Trifolium pratense (red clover)
Lineage: Eukaryota; Viridiplantae; Streptophyta; Magnoliopsida; Fabales; Fabaceae
Product: replication factor A protein 1-like
Exons: 2
Coding region: 2-469 (155 amino acids)
Source: RefSeq, a predicted model, not a curated record